AUGGCUAAACGCAUAGUGUUUCUGCAUCCUGAUCUAGGUAUUGGAGGAGCCGAACGCUUAGUUGUUGAUGCUGCUGUGGCCGUACUCCAGUCCGGUUAUAAUGUGAAAAUAAUUACCAAUCACCAUGACCCCAUGCAUUGCUUUGAGGAGACCCUUAAAAGUGAGCUGAAUGUUAUCGUUUCCGGAAGUUGGUUCCCUCGGUCAAUUUUUGGUCGCUGCAUUGCCUUAUGUGCGUACAUCAGGCUUUUGCUUGCCUCGGUCUAUCUGGUUUUCACGUGUAAUCGCCAGAACGAUCUUGUCUUCGUCGACCAGAUUUCUGCUCCGUUAACCUUACUUCGGUUAACAGGUUUCAAGGUGAUCUUCAAUCAUAUUUAUCAACUGUUGACUGACCGGAAAACCACUUUGAAACGCUGGUAUAGAUUCCCUCUGGAUUAUCUUGAGGAGCGAACCACUGGAUAUGCGGACAAGAUCCUUGUGAACAGUCACUUUACAGGCUUGGGCAACCGGGCAGUGUCCCAACCCUCGUACUUCCUUCGGGUGGCAUGUUAG
Messenger RNA from Opisthorchis viverrini, 549 nucleotides. RefSeq lists its product as hypothetical. The transcript is spliced from 3 exons. Lineage: Eukaryota; Metazoa; Platyhelminthes; Trematoda; Opisthorchiida; Opisthorchiidae. Gene Ontology annotation, molecular function: GDP-Man:Man(1)GlcNAc(2)-PP-Dol alpha-1,3-mannosyltransferase activity; alpha-1,3-mannosyltransferase activity. The record is from RefSeq and is a predicted model, not a curated record. Bases 1 to 549 code for a protein of 182 amino acids.